Messenger RNA from Staurois parvus, 297 nucleotides. Lineage: Eukaryota; Metazoa; Chordata; Amphibia; Anura; Ranidae. The record is from the annotation of a GenBank genome assembly.
GCCCAGGCACCCCUAGGUGGCAGUUCAAGGCACCCUUCCAAAUUCUGGACAGUCCUGAGGCACCCUUUAAAAUUCUGGACAGUCCUGAGGCACCCUUUUAAAUUAUGGACAGUCCCGAGGCACCCUUUAAAAUUAUGGACAGUCCAGAGGCACCCGUUAAAAUUAUGGACAAUCCAGAGGCACCCUUUAAAAUUAUGGACAGUCCAGAGGCACCCUUUAAAAUUAUGGACAGUCCUGAGGCACCCUUUAAAAUUAUGGACAGUCCAGAGGCACCCCAUUCUAAAAUGUGAAAAACUA